CAUGACUGUCAGGGUGGCCGCGCGUACUGCCGGGUUAACGAACGCACGGCAGCGGGCGCCUGCCUUUACAGCAAGCCCGUGGACGCCAAGGUCGCGCCGACGCCUAUGAGGAAUCAUUCACGCACGCAGGCCACUCGAAUGGGAAGGUCGAGAGUCCCUCGCGAUGGCGGACCGAGGGGCCCCGGAAAAACAAGAUAGCGUCCAGACAGCUCUGUGUCCGAGCCGACAAAGCCGUAUCUUCGCCGCGUCUUUGCACCCGCGUCGCCCUUUUGAGAGGAAAACAAGGCUUAGCGCUGAGAGCGCAGACGAGUGCAGAAGGGCGCCCUCUCGCGAGCUUGAAGAGACUUCAGGCCAUCGUUUCACUGCGAGGUACUGUCCCAGCUCUCAAAUCGCGCGCUCCUCACGCGACCCCGUUCACAACGACUGCCUACCGAUAACUCAUCGCUCGCAAAACGAAACGAAACGGCGCUCCAGAAAAAAAAAAAAGAACGUCAUUGCACCUUGGCCCAACUAAACAAAUAGCUUCGUCAGCGGUGAGAAUGCGGGAGGAGAGGCCUGCAGACCUUGUCUUGUCUACGUACACCCGACGCUCGCUCAGUCGCCCUCUCUCUCUAUCUGUGCGUCUCUAGGUAGGGGAGGGAAACACAGCAGCGAGAAGCCUAAUGUACCAAGAAAAAAAAGAAAGGAAACGAACCAAAAGAAACACAUGCGUGUCGAGAAACACCUCGCCGCAAUUCGCUUCGCUUUAGAAUGCAAUGCGCGUAUAUGCCACCUGCUACCCCGCUACGGUCGUGACGGCACGGUAAGUCCAUCUCUUCACAAGUGGUCCCCUGCAUGGCCCGUGAUUAGAAGCACCUGUCUUCCGUGGUCGCCAUGACAGUCGGGGACCAGACGUCUGCCUGUGCCGACGAGAAAAACGGACCCGCAGCCGCCUCUCCGAGCAACGGAAAGAAGGGAAUACCUCGCUAUGGUCCGGACAGCGUGCACAGUUGGAUGACGGCAGGAGCAUGUGCUCUUGCAACGUUUUUCGGUGUCGGUGGAAGAAGGUCAAGCGGCUUCUUGUACGUGGCCAUAUUGGAUACGUUCAACGCCACCAGGUCACAAGCUGCAUGGCCCAUCAUAUUACUUGGCGGUGUCCUACUACUCACAGGUGUCGUUGCUGGGCCAUUAGCGCACCGGUACACUCCACGGCCGGUGGCCAUAGUCGGCGGUACUAUUGGAGCCCUCGGCCUCAUCGUAUCCUAUUUCGCAACCAACAUUGAAUACCUCGUUUUCAGCUUGGGCAUUGUUCAUUCCAUCGGGAGUGGCAUGCUGUUCGUCGUUAUUCCGACUGUCAUCAACGAACACUUCAUUCGGUACAAGGGCCUUGCCAUGGGCAUCAAUUUCGCCGGCGCCACCAUGGGCACGUUUGUCUUUCCGAAGUUCCUCGAAUUGGCGACCAACCAGUACGGAUUCAAAAGUGCCCUUCUGCUCUUCGGUGCUCUUUGCCUCAAUGCUGUUGCCUUCAGCCUGUUCCUGCGUCAACCUUCGUGGCUGAAGAAAAAGCUGAAGGAACAGAAGGAACAGCAUGUUCAGGCGGAGAAGUUGCGCAGCGUAAACGAUACUUCGGAGCACCUCGUCAAUGGCUGCCGCAUCGCUAUUCCGAACGGGUUAGCAGACGACAAGACAAGCGUCAAGAAGCUCGAAUUAGUGCCUGGAUCAUUUCGUCAUGGGCUCACCGUGUUCUCGUGCCCCAUGUUUUACGUGGUGAUGUACUCUUACAUUGCGUUUAGCUUCGCAUUCGAGUGCUACAUCUCGCUGCUGGUGGACUUCACCAUCGACCGCGGAGUCAGUGUGUCUAACGCGGUGACCGUGCUCUCCACCAGUUCGGUGGCUGAUCUGAUUGGUCGGCUAACGCUUCCUGCGCUGGCCGACAAAGGAUACUUCACUCGGCAAGCCCUGAUGACCGUCAGCUUCGCGUGGAUGGGAUGCCUCUACAUCAUGCUUCCCUUAGCCGAGAGUUACGCCGUGGUGUUCACCAUGGCAGCUGCGAUUGCUUUCUGCAUCGGCACCACUGUAGUGCUUUUCUCUGUGCUGUGUGCGGAGUAUGUGGGCAUCGAGCGAGUGUCUAUGGCCUACGGCAUGGUGUCCGCUUCGGCAGGGAUGACGUCGCUAGCGAAGCCACUCGUCAUAGGUUACUUCCGGGACAAGGUGGGAUCCUACGACAACCUGUUUCGCCUGUGCGGCUCCACGGUGACGCUGGCCGCCAUCAUCUGGAUCUUCGUUCACAUCAGGAUCUGCGCCACCUCCAAGCAUACGUGGACGUUGGGAAAUGGCCCACUGUGUGGCUCCCAGGACGCCAGUGUAAAAACGAAGAACCAACCUUGAAGCGGCCGUUCUCGAAGCGAACGUGAAAUAUGAGCGCGUUGCGAAUCACCCAUGCGCUUUUGCGCCAACGCCCGUCGUUGGCGCCUGCAUUAUCUGCAUGAAUGUGCUUGCGCGAGAGUCCCGUUGCUGAACCACCAUUCGCGAGCGUAAAUCAUUCCGGCGCGUGCGGGUUGUGUGCGUAGGUGAAUUGCUUCUUAUCGCCGCGCGCUAUAGAAGGAGCGAAGGAGUGACCUGCUUUAGUUUCGUACAAACAUCUGUCUACAGAGCCACCCACACACUACUAUUGCCUAUUGAAAGACCUAUCAAGAGUUUUGUUGAGUGCGGCACGCGCUAUCCACACUUUUAAAGAAGCCACUUCGACUCGCUUGGAGCUAUAAUUAUACGCAGUGACGAAUUUUGCGUAGAGUGAAUGUUCGGUCGAAGGACAAGCUCAAUGGGCAGAGACCACACGCGUUGCAUGCUGUACCACUGUACCUUAGCUCUUUUUCUGGCUGUCAGGCACUGAACGACUGCAUCACAAAUUACUUGCAUCCCAGACAAUCGGUGCUGGCCCAUUAUCAGUGGUUCUCGUGCAUCGGAGAUCUUGAAAUUUGGUUGGAUGUUGCAGCGGCAUUUCUGGACAUGAAAGUUUUUUUCUUAAAUUGGUAUUACGGAAGGGUGUGUCCGAAGAAAAAUUACAAUAAGAACUUCUAUUAAUAACUAUGCAUACAUGCACGACACUGCAGACAUUCAUCUAAUAUAUGGCGAAUGUCUUGCGCCAUCAUUUUUGUCAUCAAUUGUACGGCAUCUACGACUCUUCAUCGUAAAGUGAAGAACAAUACAAGCGAAAACUACCUCCACACAAAACAUUGCAAUAAACCCGAAUAAAAAGAAUUUGUCUGCCUCCCUGUGA
Messenger RNA from Dermacentor albipictus, 3259 nucleotides. Its product is annotated as monocarboxylate transporter 9-like. Gene Ontology annotation, biological process: transmembrane transport. Gene Ontology annotation, molecular function: monocarboxylic acid transmembrane transporter activity. The record is from RefSeq and is a predicted model, not a curated record. NCBI's taxonomy places the organism in Eukaryota, Metazoa, Arthropoda, Arachnida, Ixodida, Ixodidae. Gene Ontology annotation, cellular component: membrane.